GUACAGUGGAGUUGUACCAAAAACAAGAAAGGAAUAUAUCCCUGAAGAUGGGAGAAAGACUACUUAGCAAAUUACAAUUAUAAGAACAAAUUAUGACAUCAACAUCCAAAGGAAUUUUCCGGCCAUUUUUAAUUAUCUUCAUUGUGCUGGGUUGUUUCAUGGCAUUUUUACUUAUUUACAUCAAACCAACAAACAGCUGGAUCUCUGGUCCCAUAGAAUCAGCCAGCUCAGUUCUGAAAAUGAAGAGCUUCUUUUCUACCAAAAGUGAUUAUUUUAAUGAAACAACAAUACUGAUCUGGGUUUGGCCAUUUGGGCAGACAUUUGAUCUUACGUCCUGCCAAACAAUGUUCAACAUCCAGGGGUGCCAUCUAACUAUUGACCGCUCACUAUAUAACCGAUCUCAUGCCGUCCUUAUUCACCACAGAGACAUCAGCUGGGAUCUCACUAAUUUACCUCAGCAAGCUAGGCCACCAUUCCAGAAGUGGAUUUGGAUGAACUUGGAGUCUCCAACUCACACUCCGCAAAAGAGUGGCAUUGAACACCUGUUCAACCUGACCCUGACUUAUCGGCGUGAUUCAGAUAUUCAAGUGCCUUAUGGCUUCAUGAAGGUUAGCACGAGCCCCUUUGCAUUUGAAGUGCCGAGCAAAGAGAAGUUGGUAUGUUGGGUUGUAAGUAACUGGAACCCCGAGCAUGCUCGAGUCAAGUAUUAUAAUGAGCUAAGCAAAUAUACUGAAAUCCAUACCUAUGGGCAAGCAUUUGGAGACUAUGUGAAUGAUAAAAACUUGAUUCCAACUAUCUCCACUUGUAAAUUUUAUCUGUCCUUUGAAAACUCAAUCCACAAAGAUUACAUUACUGAAAAACUUUACAAUGCUCUUCUGGCUGGAUCUGUACCAGUUGUAUUGGGCCCAUCCAGAGAAAACUAUGAGAAUUAUAUUCCAGCAGAUUCUUUCAUUCAUGUGGAAGAUUUCCUCUCCCCAAGAGAGCUAGCAGAGUAUCUUCUGAUGCUUGACAAAAAUAAUAAGCUGUACCUUAGCUACUUUAACUGGAGGAAAGACUUCUCAGUGCAUCUUCCUCGGUUCUGGGAAUCACAUGCAUGCCUUGCUUGUGACCAUGUAAAGAGACACCAGGAGUACAAGUCCAUUGGAAAUUUAGAAAAAUGGUUUUGGAAUUGAACUUUUUACCUUUUUGUGCAUUUUUUCAAAGAAACUGACAUAAUCUGUAGCCCAAGUGGAGGUGGAAAGGGAAAAAAAAUAAUCUGUGUUUUAUGUCACCGUUUAUCAGCUAUCCUCUCUUGGGGUAUCUUAUUUAUGUUUGUCAGAGAUUUUAAAAGCUCAGCAUCAGCAGUCAUCAAUACUCAAUUUUAAAUUAUACUGUAUAUAGCUAAUUAUGUGCACUGAAGAAUAAUUUAUUGUUUACUUUAAUUUUUAUUCAAGGGUUUUUCAUGUUUUCCGUAGAUUAUCUGUCCCAGUUUUACACAAGAUGUAAUGAUUUUUAACUUUGUGUUUUUUACUUUAGAUUAGCUAUUUAACAUGCUUGGAAAAUGAAGACACAAAUCUUAAGAUUUCAGAGAAUUUUAAUGAAAUGAUCUACUGGUUUAGUUUGAAAUUUGUGUAAUAUUUCAAAAGACAAUAAUGUUUGUCAUAGUUUAAUUUCUGCCCUCUUAAAUUCUAAGAACACUAUCGAAUUGAAUACACUGCGUUAAUUUAAGUGGUUCCUAUUGAUAAGGUAUAUGGAUUUAGAAAAAAUGUAUUAUAAAUAAGCUUUAAAAAGUUAUCAAAUAUAAGAGAGCCUUUGGAUUCUAAACAGGAAAAAGGUAUUCCCCUUACAGUUAGUUCCACUAAGAUACCUUGGAAAUAUAUGGAUUUGCUCUCAUCUCCUUAAGAUAGAGCAUUGAGGAACUGAGAAAAUUAAGCUCCCAAGUUACUGUUUGAAGUCCUGAUUUCGCAAAGCAUUUAAGCAUGUGCUUAUUUGAAUCAGGGUCACAGGUAAUGCUACUUUAAAUACAGUUGAAUAAAUUGCAACAUACUCAUUUGAUCACACUCAUCUGUAUAACUAGAUGUUCAGCUCAUUUUCUUCUUCUUUCUUACCACUUCACUAUUCGGGCAAUGUUUAUAGCCUUCUUCCAAAACUCAUGAUUGUAAGCUAUCAUGCAGAUUGGUCACUGUGAGCUCUGCUGAUAUCCGGUCUGUGUACCAAGUCUUUAGUCUCCCCUUUGGUUGUCUUCCAUCCACAAUCACUGCAAGAGACAUCCUACUGAUAUAGCUGUACAGGCACCAUUGGAUAUGCCUGUUAUUCAAAAAAAUAUUUGGAAGAUUUGGCAAUUUUUAUAUAUUUCUGAAUAUUUGUGAAUUAUUCACCCAACUCUAUAAAAGUCUGUUCCAACUUUAAUUGAACUUUAAUCACAGCUGGAUAGCAUCCUGAGGUGGGUGAAUAAUGUGAAGAAAUAUUGAUUGAAUAUUUUAUUAGAAAAAAAUUGUGAAAUUAAUUACAUACAUUAGAUUAGUAUUAUUCAGCCAGCUCUAGUCAGAACAAAGGCUCAGUUUGUUUUUAGGGGGGUUCUUGCUGUUUUGAAAGUAUGUAAUUUAAAAAGAAGUAUCAGAACAAUGGAUAUAAUCAAGAUUUGAAUAUAAAUAUGUUCAUAGUAUUAUGUGUGCUAUCAUAGCAAAUUCUGAAAUGCAGUUUUGUCAUUAUGGUUUUUAAUAUGUAUAUUCAUAUGUGCAUUAUUUGGAUUCAUUAUCCUGUAACCUCAGCAACUAGAAUUAAACCCCCCAGUAAUCAUAGAUAUGGUGGUUUAAUAAUGUAGAUGUAUUUUGUAUUAAGAUAAAGCCACUGUACAUAGUUCUUGAUGGCAACAUGUGCUUAUCACCCACAGCUCCCACUGACUUGUAGGCAGCUCUUAGAAUCAAGACCCUUUAUUUUGGUAUGAUCUCAGUCAGGUUUGAAUAUGUACAUCUGAAUAUACUAACUGUAUAAGAUAUACUGUAGUAUAAGAACCCUAAAAUAAAUGAUUGUUGAAGGAGAACUUUAAGGGAACAUACUCAAGGCCCAGAUUCUUAACUGGUGUAGAUCAGCAUAGUUCCAUUGACAGCUACUGGUUAUGGAUCUGGUCCAAACUUAACAUCCUUAAAUGAAAGUAAAUCAGAGGCAGAAAUUUUGGACUAUGCCUAAACAGAAUGGCAGCAUCCCUCUAGAUUUAGUUUAAUCUAAAGAGUAGUCAGCAGCUGAAAUAAAGCAAGAAGAAAGAAGCCAAAAAUUUAGAAAAAGGAAGAAAAAUACAAAAACUUACAUCAAGAAAAAGUACAGCUUGAAUAAUAUUUAAGGCUGUGAUCCAGCAACACACUUAAGGGCGUACUUAGUUUUAAGCAUGGAUGUAAGUGCUUUGCUGGAGUGGGGCCUAUGCUAGCAGUUGAUUUUUAUGGUAAACAUUGGACGAUAUGAUAUGAUAUGUGAAUGAUAUGUUAAUUUCUGUGUUACCUCCUUGUAAUCGAAGAUGGAACACAAAUGCUGAAUGGUGUGAAAGAACUGUAGAUGUAAGAACAUAACAUGGAACACUGAAUGAAAAGAUUAUAGAACUACGAACUAGAAUUGAUCUUUUAUGUAAGAGUUCAAAAGUUGCUUUCAUGGUUCAAAUAUUUAAUUAUACCCAUUUAUUGCUAAGUCUUAAAAGGUUUACUUACAGCAUACUGUGAAUCUCCUAAAUUCACCAGCACUUCAGUAUGAAAUAUAAAGGGACAGCUCAUGUUGUGCAUUAAUCUGAUAGAAUGAAAUCCAAUCAUUCUCAUGUGGAGGAGAUUUCUUUUGGUCACUUAUUUUUCAAGGGACUGGCUAACCAGGUUAUUUUAAAAAGCAAUGGUUUUUUCUCUUAUUGAAUUACUGCUGUCAGAAACACUCCAUCCUUUGCGGAGAUUUAUAGAAUUCUCUGUCUGCCAAGUUACCAUACCAAAGGGCCAGAGUUAGUCUGGCAGCACAUGGUAGGAUAUGUGUUCAUACACCAAAAGUAUUUAAUAACAAUAACAACAAAUUUAAUUUACCAUUUUCUGGAUCUUUUUCUUUCUCUUUCUUUGUUGCUCAGUUUUCUUUCUUCCACAAAACAUGAAAAUCCAGCUUCAAAUCAGGUUUACCACUUUGUAAAAACC
Molecule: messenger RNA, 4136 nt
Organism: Malaclemys terrapin pileata
Lineage: Eukaryota; Metazoa; Chordata; Testudines; Emydidae
Gene: FUT9
Product: fucosyltransferase 9
Exons: 2
Coding region: 93-1172 (359 amino acids)
Cellular component (GO): membrane
Molecular function (GO): alpha-(1->3)-fucosyltransferase activity
Source: RefSeq, a predicted model, not a curated record